Molecule: messenger RNA, 2685 nt
Organism: Contarinia nasturtii (swede midge)
Lineage: Eukaryota; Metazoa; Arthropoda; Insecta; Diptera; Cecidomyiidae
Product: tektin-2
Exons: 4
Coding region: 1016-2296 (426 amino acids)
Biological process (GO): cilium movement involved in cell motility; cilium assembly
Cellular component (GO): nucleus; microtubule cytoskeleton
Source: RefSeq, a predicted model, not a curated record
UUCGUGUGUUUUCUUAUUCUUUUUUUUUUGCUUUUUUUUAUCUCGUCUCAUCUUGCUCACAAUUUUGGAUCACAUUGCUGAAUGAAGUUGCCAAAGGAAUGGCAUAAAAGCGAGAGAAUGCAAUGAUCUUUAUACAACUUAUGUCGUAUAGUGAAAGUAUUUUAAGAGAUAUGUGCAGAGUAUGAGACAAAUGCAAGAAAAAUUUGUGAUAGCAAGGGAGUUUGUGAGAUUGUGAGUGGUAAAAAGAUAGCGUGAAAAAAAUGCGAGACGAACUUAUGGCACAAGAGUAAGAGACUGUUGAAGGUGAAUAUAUGAAAAAAGAAAGUUAUAAAAAAAAGCUUGGUAAAAAUUCUUGCGAAAAAUGUUCAUCUGAUUCCGUUAGAUACACCAUUUUGUGUGACACUGAAAAUUUGCUUCACUCACAAAUUGCUAAGUAAUAUUUACUAAGUAAGUGUGUGACCUAGAUGAGCAUUUCUCGUUCACAAUCACAAGAUUUCGUUGAUAUUGCUCGUUGGCGGAUUGACUUCGGGAAAAGCAAAUAUUCUAUCUCACUCUCUUCAUUCUCCCUUUCCUUUCGCUUUGCGAAUCGAAUCGCAUGCAUUUCGGUUCUUCAAUUCGUCGUUUUCAAUUGCUCAUAAGUCUUGCAAUUUUAUGUAAAUGUAAUUCGAGAGCGUUGUGCAGUGUGUUUUUUGCCUUGUUUCAAUACACUUAUUCUCUCUCUAUCUCUCUCUCUCUCGCUCACACACACCCCAUACACAUACAAAGAAAAGUAGAGAAGCAAGACAGCGGAAAUGCACAAGUUGAUUCCUGUUGGAAGUUGGUUUCGUUUCUAUACGAACCGUGUAUUUGUGUUUAAUCAAUAAUUCAUGAAUAUGUCUAUUUCGAUUUGGUGGUAGUUUUUUCAGUGUAAAAUAUUCGGUAUUCAGUAGACGUCUUGCCCAUAAGAAGUUAAAUUCGUUUUUUUUGUUUCUAUCAAAUGAAAUAAACCAAAUAAAGCAUAUAUACAUGGUGAAUUAUGUCAAAUAGUAAUUAUUAUCGACCAUUUGAGAAGCCACUUCAACAUUUGGGAAUUGAUGAUUGGCGUACACGUACCAAUCACUUGUGCAAUUUGGCAUCUGUUCAUCGAACAAAUGCACUUGAUUUGAUACAAACUAGUCGAAGUGUCCGAGAUGAGAAUCAAGUGCAGGCUCACUUCAAUACGACCAACAACACCAUUCGUCUAGCAAAUCGAGUACAAGAAUUGGAUCGAUGGUAUGCAGAAAUACGAUUAUGUCUUGACCAUUUGCUUAAGGAAAUCAAUUUGCUGCGUUUGGAAAAAAGUUUAACCGAAAGCACUUUGGAUGCAUUGAGCUUACGAUUGUCAGUGGCCACCGAGUGUUUGUCGAUGCGAGACCAUCGUGUGCAUGGUGAACUAACACAAGACGAUGCAAAUGUUGAACUAAAACGUGAACUUGCCACCGUUGAAAGCAGUGUUAAAAUGUUAGCUGAUCAGUGCCAACGAGCAUGGGAACAAUUGAAUCGCUUGAAUGAAGUCAAGAUGAAAUUAAACUUGGAACUAAUGCACAAGAAUGAGGCCAGAGAUUGUGACAAUCAACAGCGUUUUACUAACGAAGUGUGCUCGAAUAUUACCUUUAAAACGGACCCAAUGCGUAAUCCAAGAAACUGCUGCACUUACGACGGUUGGCUAGAGCAUACCAAGCAAAUCAAACAUAUUGCUGAAAACGAAAUGGAGAGUUCAUGUCGAAUGCGAGAGUCAUUGUUUGUGGCUCGUGAAAAGACAAAAAAUUCAUUAGAAAAUCAACAAGAACUCACCGAGCACACGCUUCGCAAACGAAUUUUCGAUACACAACGUGCACGAAAUGAAUUCGAAUGGCAAAUUAUCAAGAACAAAAAUGAAAUGAAAAUAUUGUUAAAUGAAAUUGAACAAAUUGAAAGCGCACUCGAAUCGAAUGCAAAAGCAACAAAGUUGGCUGAAACGCGAUUAGAAAAUAGAUGCCAACGGCCUGGCAUGGAAUUAUGCAUGGAUGGCGUGUACAACGGUCUAUGUGAUGAAAUUAAACAGCUUCAAUUUGCACAACAUCAACUCAAUGAAAAACUUAGCAUAUCGAAAGCAUCGUACAACCAACUUGAAUUGAAUUUGAAACAACUCGACGCCGAUUUGAAAAAGAAACAGCACACGCUCGACACGGAUAUUCGAGCAUUGGAUUUACGACAACGAUUGAAGAUGGAUGCCAGUGAAGACAUCACAACGGAAAAUCGCCAAAUGACAUUGACUAACUUGCAACAAGAAACAUGAAUGCAUCUUCUUCGUUGUCUGCCAUUGAUUACAGUGCCAAUUAGUGGCUCUUUGUUUUAUUUGAACAUUGUUUUCUUUUUCUUCAAUUUUAUGGCAAAUACACCCCACAAACACACACACACACAGACACACAUACGAAAACUAAACAUUUUAACUGCACUGUUCGCAUUCACUGCAUGCCACCACAAAAGUAUCACAUGCCAUGGCAAUUUUCGCGCUCAUCGUUCAAAAACAUUUCCACAACAACAUCACCAUCACGGGGCUAAAUAGAAAUUUAAAAACGAAAAAUAAAAGAAUCGCUCUAAAAAAAGAAAGAUAUUGAGCGAACAAGCGAGUUUGUUAAGUUGAAGAUAUUUUUCGCUUAAAAUAAAACACACCAUCAAAAACUA